CCUUAUUAACUAAUCCUUAUAUUUUUCCCUCUUUCACCAAUCUCAUCCAUAUUGCUUUGCAGCAAUGGGUCGUUCUCUUCUCUCACAUUUCAGUAUUCUCACCUUUUCCACUCCUCGUUUCACGUCUUGCGGAUACUUGAGAAAAACAAGGCUAAUUCGUAAACAUGAUGGGUUACAAGUUGGUAGAGAUUUUCGGUGUCUUUGCAGUAAUGUAGCUGUAUCUGAACCUGUUAAUUCUGAGACUUCUUCUUCAAGCACUGUAAAGAAGAGAAUAGUCUCCGGUGUUCAGCCUACAGGGUCAAUACAUCUGGGGAAUUAUCUUGGUGCCAUAAAGAACUGGAUACGCUUGCAGGAUACAUAUGAGACAUUCUUCUUCAUUGUGGACCUUCAUGCGAUAACUUUGCCGUAUGACCCACAACAAUUGUUAAGGGCAACAAGGGAUACAGCUGCUAUUUAUUUAGCAUGUGGUGUGGAUCCUUCUAAGGCUUCAGUCUUUGUGCAGUCUCAUGUUCGUGCUCAUGUAGAGUUGAUGUGGCUAUUGAGUUCUGCAACACCUAUUGGUUGGCUCAAUAGAAUGAUUCAAUUUAAAGAGAAGUCACGGAAGGCGGGGGAUGAAAAUGUGGCUGUUGCCCUUCUAACAUAUCCUGUGCUAAUGGCUGCUGAUAUCCUUCUGUACCAGUCUGAUUUUGUCCCUGUCGGAGAGGAUCAGAAGCAACAUCUGGAGUUGACACGGGAGCUGGCUGAGCGUGUUAACUAUUUAUAUGGAGGAAGAAAGUGGAAGAAACUGGGAGGGAGAGGUGGUGCAAUCUUCAAGGUUCCUGAACCACUUAUUCCACCCACUGGGGCUCGAAUCAUGUCCCUUACUGAUGGUCUUUCCAAGAUGUCGAAGUCAGCAGCAUCUGAUCAGUCGAGGAUCAAUUUGCUCGAUUCAAAAGAUGUAAUAGCAAAUAAGAUAAAACGGUGCAAGACUGAUGCAUUUCCCGGCUUGGAGUUUGACAAUGCAGAAAGACCUGAAUGUAACAAUCUUCUUUCCAUUUAUCAGCUAGUUACAGGCAAGACCAAGCAGGAGGUUGCAGAAGAAUGCAGAGAUAUGAAUUGGGGAACAUUCAAAGUCGUGCUUACAGAUGCUUUAGUUGAUCAUCUACACCCUAUCCAGGUACGCUAUGAGGAAAUUGUGUCCGACUCAAAUUACUUGGAUGAAGUUUUGGCAGAGGGAGCCAGAAAAGCAUCAGACAUAGCGGACGUUACUGUAAAUAAUGUUUACCAGGCAAUGGGAUUCUUGAGGAGAUGAGCAUAACCAAUGCUGCAUGAACCAAGAUGCAGAGAGGUCAAUGUGAUAUUUUAAGGCAGGCAUGCAUAGCUAUACGUUAAAUUUGAUUUCUUUAAUUAUACAUUAGUGCAUUUCUUGUAGAAAUUAAUGGAGAAGUUAGCUGAUAUUGCCAUAUGUGUUUCGUCACAUUGUUUAACUAAUUUGAGUACUCCCUACUUUUCUA
Molecule: messenger RNA, 1493 nt
Organism: Lycium ferocissimum
Lineage: Eukaryota; Viridiplantae; Streptophyta; Magnoliopsida; Solanales; Solanaceae
Product: tryptophan--tRNA ligase, chloroplastic/mitochondrial
Exons: 15
Coding region: 65-1291 (408 amino acids)
Biological process (GO): tryptophanyl-tRNA aminoacylation
Cellular component (GO): chloroplast; mitochondrion
Molecular function (GO): ATP binding; tryptophan-tRNA ligase activity
Source: RefSeq, a predicted model, not a curated record